CAUGCCAUCGCCUGAUACACUUGCCCUUCUUCGUUGGUUUCAGCCAGCAGCUAGUUAUUGGAGGCAAAUUCCUCCGUCAUGGCAUCAGAGUAUCAUCUUGAAAUUAUGUUCCGAGUUAAUUGUAUAAACAUACGGUGUGAAUGCUGACUUUUGCGAAGAAGUGAUUGCAUCGCAUAUUCUUUCUGUCGGCAUCUUUGAGCUUGUUGAGGCUCAAGGCAGUGCAGUAUGUCGGAGUCACAGGCAAUCGGAUCCCGGCUACGGAAGGCGAUAGAAUGGCUGAGGGACCGAUGGGGAUGGAUCGUGACUGUUGCCUCGUUUGUUCUAUACUUUAUCACCAUUGGUGUCCUUUAUUGCUACGGCUUAAUCUUCAUUAGUUUGCAAGAGGAGUUCAAGAGCAGUGCCACAAUCACAGGUUGGAUUGGGUCUCUAGCCUGGGCCAUCUCCACCCUGACCAGCCCUUUGACAGCUAUCCUCUUGAGAUACUGUCAGACCCGCAGCAUCGCCCUCCUCGGUAUCAUCUUCUGUUCCUCCAGCCUCCUCAUCUCAUCCUAUGUCACCAACGUCUUCUCACUCUUUGCUACGUUCAGUGUCAUGUACGGCAUGGGUAUCAACUUUGCCCAGCACUCUACGCUUUGUCUCAUCCUUACCUACUUCCCAAAACGAAACUCCACAAGAACCAUCUCCUUUGCACUGACUGGAUGCCAAGUCGGACUGCUUGCACUCAAUCCCUUGAUGGCUUUUUUUGUUGCAACCAAAGGAUGGCGUCUUGCUCUCCGCAUCUUCAGUGGGAUUGUGUUUCUCCCUGGUGUGAUAAGCUGCAUCAUCCUGCUCCCGCCCAGGAAGAAAAGCAGCGACUCUGUGAGUCCUCAGACGGGAGAACGUCUUGCCCUCUAUCACGUAUGCGAGAGGGAUCAGGGUAGUGGAGAUCAUAACAAUGAAAAAAGCAGUGAUAUGAACGAUGAUCAGUCAUUGUCAGGGGAUGGUCAAGUUCAGAUUGUACCGCCUAAGGAUCAGGGGGACUCGUUAUCUCAGGUCCAGGGUUCAAAGCCUGUGUGCCGAUUUUGCGUGAAGAGCCGGGAAGAGGACGAGGAUGGCGAGUUGAAAGGGGAAGAGAUAGAAAGGACAGCUGUGGAGAUGAAAAUGUCGAAAAAUCCAGUGACAUAUUUCUUCUCAGUUGCUUUGGCUACGCUUUCCCUAGCAUGGACCUUCUUCAAUGUUAAUCUGGUGAGUUACACAGACAGCGUUGGCAUCCCCGCAAACCAUGGCUCGAUCCUACUCACAAUCUUAGCUGGAGCUGAGAUGGUCGGCAAAGCUCUCCUCUGUAUCUUUGGUGAUCAUGUCCCCAUCGCUAAGGUCUACAUCAUCAUCAUGUGUAACGUCCUCUCGGCUGUCAUCUCCUGUGGUAUGAUCUUCUGUAAGGACUUCACCAGCAUGAUCUCAAUAGCUAUCGGUAUUGGGCUGAUGAGAGCAAUCUUUAAUACAGUACCUCUUGGAGCUGGUAUCGAGAUCUUUGGGACGUCCCGUACAACGGAGGCAUCUACUUUGGCCAUGUUCAGCUAUGGGGCAGGCUACCUUGUAGGAUCGGUCAUCCCAGGUGGUAUCUAUGAUCUGACCGGUUCCUACACACUCUCCCUUGUAUGCAUGGCAACCGUCUUCAUCCUGUCUGCCGUCAUGUUCCUCGUCAUCCCAUGGCGCAAACGAAUUCACGCCUACCUCAUCAAGACGUGUUUCGUCCUCCAAGGCUCUGAGAAGAAGGUGAAACAGGGUGUCUACGAGAAGUGCAGUGAGGGUUGUCGGUACUCUGGCUCUGUCGCAAACAUCAAUAUAGAUUACUUGUAGAUCAUACAGGCACUCUACGCUAACAGAUCCAUUGGUACGUCAUCAAGACAUCCCUUGAAUGCUAGGUUUACAUUAUGCUCCCAGCGGCCACGGCAAUCACGUAAAGCAGGCAUCAAUAAAAAUUAUUUGUAGAUCACACAAUCACCCAGCAUAAGACACCAUGUACCAAUAUAUUCAAGUUUAUGAUGCGAAAUCAAAUCGUCGUCCGAGUUUGGGUCAGGAAUAGAAACAAGCUCCAAGGAAACAAAUUUACUGUAAAAAAAAAAGUGAAAUUAUUGCCAAAUGUUGCAUUGGUCGCAUAUGGUUAUACUAUUAUUUAAUUAUUUGUCUGCUUGAAGAAAAUCAAAUUAAACCAUCAAGGAAAAUAUUACAUGUGGUGAGAAUUUUCUUCAAAGUGACAUUUGCUAGUUGAUUGUACCACAGGUAGUCGCUAUAAAAAAAAAACACAGAAGAAACGUGUUUCAUAAAUUUACCUUUUAUAGCCCGAAACAAGCACACACACAAUCAAAGGUGAUCUCUUUUUUUUCCCAAUAACAAUUGCUACCAUUUUUUCUUGAAAUUGCCCAUUCUAUUCAGAUCUUUCAUAUCUAUUUAUGUUACUUUGAACUAUUUUUCACAUUUCGGUGAAAAGAAUCUUAGUAGUAACUUAUUACCUAUAAAUAUAGCUGAAUAUUAUUGCUUUUAUCUGUUCACGAUAAUUGUGUCCCAGAAGUGCCUAUUUCAUGGGCUUCCUUAUUUUUGUUGUUGUUUAUACUCCAACAAAGUUUGAUCAGAUAGAGUAGUCUCAUUAUAAGAAACAUCUGAAAUCAAUAUUUAAUCAGUGACCUGUUCUGUUCAAGGUUGAUCAGAUUAAUAUGUUGAUGAUUGAAAAUCUAGUUGCAUCUUUUUAUACAAGCAUAUUUUUAUGAUUAAAGUAUACAUUUAUAUAUGAUGUCUUUCUAUUGAAAGGCAAAUUAUAACAUUUGCAAGAUGAAAAAUAUUUAACAAAAUAUUUGCUUUCUUACUACAUUAUUUCCUUGAAACUUUGUAAACUACUUCUACAUGAUAACAUUGGCUCUGAUGUAAUCAACAAUGAAAUCAUCGCAGGAUUUCCUACAAAAAUGGAAACAUUAUAGAAAUCAUCUCCCGUGAGACAAAAGGAAAGUACAACCCUUCUCCUGGCUCUCUUAUGGAUAAGAUGGAUAAGAUGUCAUCUGCAGAUAAAGCAGAAAUAGACAGGAAUGAAAGAUUGUGUUACAAAAGCAACAUUGACACUGCAAGCAAAACAAUUAUCCAUUUUUUCUCACAUUCCGGCACUCUGCCAAAAGAGGUCUUACUUCAAUGACUUACAAGGUAUUUGUAAAGGGAUAUUUAUAGGCUGACUCAGUUUCUGCAUUCCAGAAAAAUAAAACAAAUAACAGGGUUUUUUUGUGAAUUUUCCAUACAUUUUCCCCUUUAGCCAUGCAUGCAUUUUGAUUAUUGAAUUCCAGACAUAAAUCAGGCCGACUGUGAAAAAUGAUACAUUUUGUAUACUUUCUUUGAUAUGUUAAUUAUUGAUGUCACAUUAUUUUUAGUUAAGUGUGAUUUUCUGAUUUAAUCAGAGCAUUCUGAAAAAGACUUCUAUUUUGUAUACUUUCUUUGAUAUGUUAAUUAUUAAUGUCACAUUAUUUUUAGUGUGAUUUUCUGAUUUAAUCAGAGUAUUCUGAAAUAGACUCUUCUAUGAUCAAAACAAGUCAAGUUACUCCUCUCUCGAUGAAAUAAUGGUAUUUGACUAUAAAGUCCUGUCACUCUUCUUUCUUUCUUUGUUAUCAUUUCAUUUACAAAAUCAUCAAUUAUCAUAUUCAUAAAAAUGAUCAAACUUGUAGAGAUAUUUUUGAUAGAUAUUCCUGUAAUAUUUUUAAUGUCUAUUAUAGCCAGUAAAGUGUAGCUGUUUGCAUGGCAUGCAAGUGUUUAUAGUCUCAAUACUUAUGGCUGCAUGUUAAUAGUUUUUUCACACAUUUCACGUAAUAUUUGAAGUUUCUCUAUUUAUUCCGACUCCGAGCAAGGCUCAGGGUCAUGAUGUAUCUUCAAGCUGCUAUGAGAUAGCUGUGUAUGAAUUAGUGUAUAAUGCCUUUCUUGUGCAAGAUUAUAUCUAUGGUACUUAAAAUACAGGUAGUAUUUCCCCUCUUUUUCUAAGAAUUGCCAUUUAUCAACUGAAAUAUGUUGCCUUUUAUAACACUUGCUCUACCUUGCAAACAAUUAGUAUGUACAUUUUUUAGAGUGAAAGGUUGAAUAUUUUUGUUUACAAAUUUCUUGAGGUCACAAAUUCUUGUUACGGAUAAGUUCUUGCUUUCUGAAUUGUUUACUCUUAUUUAUCAGCAAUGUAUUAUCCAUAGUUGAUUUUCUUUCAGUAGUCAUUAUGAAUAUAUUAAAGCAGAGAUUCAAGAUUUAGAAAAAGCAUAUAUUUUGAAUUCAAUAAUAAUUAAAAAAGAACACAUUAUUAGCCAUUAUAGAGCAGUACUCCACUGGUGUUUUGGUAUUAUACAAUUAAUUUUUAGAAUUUUGUUUACCUGGAGCACCUUAUUUUGGUUUUGAAUUUGUGGGUAGAUUGUAGGUUUAUUUAAUAAUUAAUGAUGAUAUAACUUAUUGGGGAUAAAAAUGUAGUUUUAUUGAGAAUCUAAUUGGUUUAGAUUUAUAUCCAGGUUAUUAACAAGGAUAUUUGUGAAUUUCAAUGUGUAAAAGCACUUUUUUUUAGAAUUUUUUUUAAAAAUAUUUCCCAAUUAUAAGGUCUGACAUAAAAAAGUCACUACCUCAUUCAUAAGAAUUUGCUUGAAAGAGAUCUGCUAUUAUCCAACAUGUAGUAUAUUAUGUACUGGUUGUUUAGUAAGAGUUCAUAAUAAAUCGUCUUAUUUUCUUGAA
Strongylocentrotus purpuratus (purple sea urchin) is the source of this 4716-nucleotide messenger RNA. RefSeq lists its product as uncharacterized. The coding region runs from base 226 to 1839 and encodes 537 amino acids. The record is from RefSeq and is a predicted model, not a curated record. The transcript has 6 exons. Gene Ontology annotation, biological process: transmembrane transport. NCBI's taxonomy places the organism in Eukaryota, Metazoa, Echinodermata, Echinoidea, Camarodonta, Strongylocentrotidae. Gene Ontology annotation, molecular function: transmembrane transporter activity.